Molecule: messenger RNA, 16051 nt
Organism: Cynoglossus semilaevis (tongue sole)
Lineage: Eukaryota; Metazoa; Chordata; Actinopteri; Pleuronectiformes; Cynoglossidae
Gene: dync2h1
Product: dynein cytoplasmic 2 heavy chain 1
Exons: 98
Coding region: 1840-14595 (4251 amino acids)
Biological process (GO): microtubule-based movement
Cellular component (GO): axonemal dynein complex
Molecular function (GO): ATP binding; minus-end-directed microtubule motor activity; ATP hydrolysis activity
Source: RefSeq, a predicted model, not a curated record
CAAGUCACACUUAACGACAAAAGAGAGCAGCAGACAAUAGGAUUGUCUAAGAAUUAAAAUUGUGUGGCUUUGAUAUUUAAGUAGUUUCAAAGAGCAAACGUAAGAUAUUAAAGGGUGCUUUUAAAAGAUUUCUUUUGUUUUUCUUUUGCGCCACUCCCUAUGCCAUUGACCACAUUAGAUUGAAACUGCUUCAGCUUUGGAGCAGAUUCUAAGAGAUGAAGCACUAGCGUUGGUAAGGAUUGAAUCGUAAUUCUUUAAUGCUGUUAUGACAUCUUAUCUCAACCACUGUACAAGUGUUAGCCUUGUGAAUUUCACAUUAUGACACCAUGGUCUAAAAGCAACCCGUGUUAAUUCUGGGAGGAAAAGCGAGAGAGUGCUUUCAAAGUGAAAGCACUCUCUCGAUGGUUGUGAAACAGUGCAUUUCGCUUUUGUAACGUAACAAUAAGAGACAUAUGCCUCCUGAUGUAAUGUGUUAUGGAUCCAUGACGGUAUGACAGUUAACCUACAUACUGUUCUUGUAAAUCUUUCAUAAAUCAAGCCGACAAAUUCAAGUGAACGUGUGAACGUGUGUUUCAGUUAUCUUACUGUAAUCAGUGUUACUAGAUUGUUUCCUUGUUUUGGUUUCCUGUGUUUCUUUCUUUCUUUUGAUAACAGAACUCGACUGACCUCGUGUGCCCUUUUGUCUGGUAUAUUUGGGUCCUCAUGUCUCAUGACAACCUACUAUGAUAGUUUCACACCCCAUUACGCUCAAAAAGCAUUUGAUGACCUAUUUCCUAAGAAAUCAAACAAGAAACCACAUCUGGCUUUUUUGAAUACAUGAGGAAAUAACUUAAAUAAGAAGUGUAAUCUUCAAAAGUGCAACAACUGCAACAAGAGGGGUUUACCAUGGGUCACUGUAAAUUUGAAAAUGGACUAAGACACGACACAUGACCUCAUAUGGUCAUGCUAUUUAGGCUAAAGCUCUUACAUUUGCUGAUUUUGUUAAGUUUUUAGAAAACUUAAACAUGACUCAAUUUGACUUUCAUCUGCUUUAAAUAUUUUUUUUUUGUAUUUAAUUUGUGUGUGAAAUACAGAGCAACAACUGAACUAAACAAAACAUUGGUUGAUUGAAUAUUCAAACAUAAAAUUCAACCAUCCCAAUGUAAUUUUGUAUGUUCAAGUUCAAAGAGGUUGAAAUUAUAAUAAUAUGAACAGCAUUAAGGAUUAUAUUAUAUGCAUGUGUUAGGUGAAAUAAAUAAGUUGUGUAGAAGUUGUAGUUUAAGUUGUAACUUUAACGGAAGUAAAAAACAGAUGAUGGAAACUAUGUGUCUAACUACCAGAUUUCUAGGAAAGCUCGUCAUACACUUUAACCACAACCAAAGUGAAAUCAUUUAUUGUUUUCAAAAUAAACUGGUGAAUUCACUUUAAGUUGUUUUGAUAUGUUGAAUUCACUUGUAAUGGGGUAUUUAUAAAACGUUUUGCAGUUGUAGUGUGAUAUUCAUUCUAUGUAAAUAUCAUUUAUAAAACCACAACAGUUUCGUCUUGGUCUCUAUGACGGUAAAGGCUGGCGUGAGCUGUGAACUGGAGAACAACAGCCUUCUUUACAACGUCCACAAUAGGGCUAAAGCGCCAUCUGCUGUAAAACGAAUGAAAUGAUUAGUUCAAGAUUAGUCAAUGGCGUACGUGAACUGCGUAUAACGCCUAUUCUCAUAGAUCACGUGGUACACUGGAACGUAGAAGCUCCUUGGUAACCACGCAAGCAUUGGAACGAACGACCGAUUGACAAACAAAAUUUGGCCUCAUGGAAUGAGUAACAAAAGAGGCUCAGGAUUACGGAGUUGAACGGAACACGCGUGAAAAAUGCCCGGUGGUUCAGAUGACGUACGGAAGAAAUUUAUCCUGACCACGAGUGAAAACUUCUAUGGGCUGAAGCCUUCAUCAGCUCUGGUUGACUGCAAAGAGCUCAAUAACUUCUUGGACGAUGGAAAUCAAUUCAUUCUCUCUGUCAGCAUACGUGACACUGUCCUGCUCUUGUCAGAUAAGAUUGAUGCUGCAGGUGAUGGCAAAGAGAAGGUGUUGGUGUUCUUCAAGCUCCAUCCCACAGUGAUCACUGAAGAAAACCUCCACAGGAGCCUUCUGGUGUCGUCCAUGAUAGAGUCUCCCAUCAACACUCUCUACCAGGCUGUCAAACAGGUCUUUGCACCGGUUCUGCUUAAAGAUGAGCGUUGGUGCUCAACAUUUGACCCCAAGUUAGCCUCUCUGCUAAGUGACCUGGAGCUGGGCCUGGCCUCAGUGGUGCGCCAGUCUGGAGUGAAGCCAUCUUCCAAAACCAGAUGCACAGAGGAGGAUGUUCUUGGUAUCCUUACUCCUAAUGAUGAGUUCGAGUACUGGAAAGAUUUAUCCAAAUCAGCAGAAAAGAACAGUGUGAGAGAAAGAGCAGCGUACUUCAGUGAACUGUUCAAAACUCUACAAAAAGAGUAUGAAGGUCUGGAUGGUUUGUCCAUAUCUGAUGUGGUGGAUCUGGUGGAGCACAGCAGAGAAACUCUGGACGAUGUUUGGCGGCAGACUGAUUUUGACCCCUAUUUGGAAACACGCAUGGUUCGACUCAUGGACGUCGUAGGUGGAGCUCUGGGACGGUAUGUGCAGCGGAAACUGAGUGAUCUGAAGAUUUUUGAGGAAUCAUUUGUGUCACUGAGGGAGACUCUACGAAUGGCUGUCGCCAUCUGUGAGCAGUGGGUGGUUGCCUGUGAACACCUCACAGGACAGGUAUGGAAGCGACAUGCACCCCACGUCUGGAAGGGAAACAAACAUUGCCCUCACAGUCUUGAGUCUCUGGGAAAGAGAUUAGAUGAGGUGGUAACUCUGCGUAUGGUUCAUGAGAAACUCUUGCGUUUGUUGCCAGCAGGAAAGCAGCAGGCUUUGACAUUAGAUCGUGUGUUUGAACCCUUUUCUGGACUAAAUCCUCUCCUCUACAACCCUUACACUGAGCCGCUCUGGAGGGCAGCAGUGGCUCAGUUUGAGCGUCUAAUGGCUCCGUCAGAACAAGAGGUAGCUGGCAGACUAAAAAGCUACAUCGCACAUGUGCAAGAUAACCCUCAACAGUUGUUGCAGGUGUUUCAAAAGCACAAGGAGUUAAUCAAACGCCCGACUAUUGGUAAAGAACUGCAGUCGGAGAGAGAGACCAUGCAGGCCAGACUCCUGGAGUACAACAAGGGUCUAAAAACAGACUUUGAGACUAGGUGUCAUGGUGGCCCUGGAGAAAAAUCUGGGCCGCUUAUGGGAAGGAAUCUUCCAGAAGUUGUCAACAAAAUUGUAUGGGUUCGGCAGCUCAUACACAAGGUUGAGGACUCUGUUCGCAUCGCUGAGGCGCUGCUGUCGGACCUGUCCAGUUUCAAAGGAUUUGUGCGUUUCUGCGAUGACCUGCUGGAAGUUCUCAGAGCGUUUGAACAGGAGCAGUUUGAAGACUGGUCACGAGAGAUACUGUCUGGAUUGGCUGAUCCCAAAUCGGGAAUCAGCCUCCAGGCCAGUAACCGUGUCAUGGAGCUGGAUCAUGUGGACGGCAGACUGAAGAUCCAGUAUUCAGACAGACUGGUCAGUCUGCUCCGUGAGGUCAGGCAGCUCUCUGCUCUGGGCUUUCCCAUUCCAGCUAAGAUACAACAGGCUGCUAAUACUGCGGAUCAUUUUUACAGACAGGCCGUUGUCCUGAAACAGGUGGCCCACUUCUACAACACCAUUGACCAGCAGAUGAUUCCUUCCCAGAGACCCAUGAUGCUUAAUCUUGCGUUGUCCUUUGAGCAAGUCAUCAAAAAUACUCGCUCACAGUCGAAGGAAUCAGGGGGUAAACUGCAGAUCACCUGGGACAACCCCAAAGAAUUGGAAGUCUACAUUUCAAAGUUGCAGUCGGCCGCCGAAAAACUUUCCACAGAGAACAGAAAGCUACGCAAGUGGCACACGGACUUCAUUGACAAGGUUGUGACACUGAUGAAUGUUGACCUGCUGAGACAUCAGCAGCGCUGGAAGGACGGCCUCCAGGAGCUGCGCAUGGGCUUUGCCACUUUAGAAGCGCAGGGCUUCCGGUCUGAUGACAUGCAGGCGUGGCGUCAGCACUGGAACCACCAACUGUACAAAGCUCUUGAACAUCAGUACCAGAUGGGACUGGAAGCCCUGAAUAAAAACCUGCCUGAAAUACACAUCGACCUGACUUUCAGGCAAGGUCGUUUGAAGUUUCGUCCGCCCUUUGAGGAGGUACGAGCACGCUACUUCAGGGAAAUGAAGAGGUUCAUCUCCAUACCGAACCAGUUCAAAGGCGUCAGCGACUGGGUGGUUCUCGGACAAGUGGAUUUAGAGACGUUGGUGGAGAAGCACUUGCACUCUCGUCUGCCCAGUUCCGAGAAGGUUGACUGUAUUACUGUCAACUGUGAGCCGGUGAAAGCCGCCAUUGAUGAUCUGAUCCAGAGGCUGUUUGAUCUGCUGCUCACGUCACUCAGGAAGUCAGUACAAGGCCACACACAGGCCAUAGACAGUUAUGUGUCAGAGUCAAUGGAGGCCUUGUCAAUUCGACCAGAGAGCAUGGAGGAGAUAGGUGCAGCCAGUGGCAAAUACACUCAGAUCCUGAAGGGCAAAACUGAGAUCUUGCCUCAGUUUCAGUUCGCUGAGGAGAAGAACCGCUUGCUGCGAGCCGUGGCCGGGGCCGGUCUGGACUCAUUGUCUUCUCUCAGAGCCAAGUGGGACAAACUGGAGCUUGUCAUGGAAAGUCAUCAGCUCAUGAUCAAGCUCCAGGUGGAGGUCAUGAGAAGCAAUGCCGCUGGCCGUAUUGACUCCUACAUGGCCGAGUUGCAGCGGUUCAAGGCCCGCUGGGACCAGCUGAAGCCCAAAGAUGAGAUGCUGGAGAAUGGUAAUCAUGCUGCUCUGCUCACAUGUCUCCAGACCAUCAGGGACAAACAGCAGGAGUUUCAGGAGCUGGAGCUCAUUCGCAACAAACUAAUUGAAGAUUGUGGUUACUUUGACCUGGAAACUCCGGACUUCUCCCUUGCAGAAGAAACAAAGACAGAUAUGGAGGAGUACAGUCAGAUGUGGGGUCUCUAUGAGGAAUGGCAUCGGGGAUUUAUGGAGAAAGCUCAGGAAGACUGGAUCACAUUCAGGAGUAAGACGUAUGUGUUCGAGGAGUUUCUGUUUUCGUGGCAAGACAGACUUCGGAAGCUGCAACAGCCGACGGCCAUGUCGGUUAAAUUACAAGCUGAAGUGGACAAAUACAAGAACGCGAUCCCGGUGCUGAAGUAUGUACGAGGUGAGCACCUGUCCCAGGAUCAUUGGCUGGACAUGUUUCGUCUGCUGGGUCUCCCAAGAGGGACGACGUUGGAGAGACUCACCUUUAAUGAUCUCCUGAGCGUAGCAGACACCAUCAUAGAAAAGGCUGUGGAACUCAAGGACUUGAACAGCAGGGCCCAGGCCGAGGUGACCAUCAGAGAAGCGUUGAGGGAGCUGGACCUGUGGGGGGCUGCGGCCACCUUCACUCUGACUGAGUACUCAAGCAGCAGUGGUCAGACUCUAACACUCAUCAAGGACUGGAAGGACAUAAUCAACCAGGUUGGCGAUAAUCGCUGCCUGCUGCAGUCCCUGAAAGACUCCCCCUACUAUCGCAGCUUUCAAGACAAGGUCAGUCUGUGGGAGGUCCGUCUCUCGGACUUGGAUGAGUAUCUUCUGAGUCUGAACGCCAUCCAGAGACGUUGGGUUUAUCUGGAGCCUAUAUUUGGGAGAGGGGCGCUGCCCCGAGAGGAGGCACGCUUCCGAAGAGUCGAUGAAGAUUUCAGGACCAUCAUGUUGGACAUUAAAAGGGACAACAGAGUGGUUUCUCUGAGCUCCAGAGCUGGCAUCAGAAACUCUCUUGUCAACAUACUGGAUCAACUGCAGCGCUGCCAGAAGUCACUCAAUGAGUUUUUGGAGGAGAAGCGCUCUGCCUUCCCGCGGUUUUAUUUCAUAGGAGAUGAUGACCUUUUGGAAAUCCUCGGACAGGCGACAAACCCAACAGUCAUCCAGUCACACCUGAAGAAACUUUUUGCUGGUAUCCACAGUGUUGUGUUUGAUGAGCCCUGCCGCAGUAUUGUGGCUAUGUGUUCUCUGGAGGGAGAAACAGUACCGCUCAGAAACCAUGUUCACAUCUCAAGCAACGUGGAGAUUUGGUUAAAGGAGCUGUCGGUGGAAAUGAAGGAGACUCUGAAGCAGCUGUUGCAUGAGUGUGUGUCACUGGGGAAGAAAGGAAAUGUGGAUCCUUCACGCUACCCAUCACAGGUUCUGUGUCUGGCCGAGCAAAUCCAGUUUACUGAGGAUGUGGAACGGGCUCUGAAAGAGCACAGUCUGCAGCAGCUGGAGCUGGAGCUCGGUGCAAAAUUAGAGCAGUACACAACAGUGGACACGAGCUCUGGGGAGCAGGUUAAUUCAGAGUCCAGUGUCUUGCAGCUGAAGCUGAAGGCCUUGAUCUUGGACAUUAUCCAUAACAUCAGUGUGGUGAAGCAGCUGAACCAGACGCAGGUUACCGGUCCUGACGCCUGGGCCUGGAAGAAGCAGCUCCGCUUCUACAUGGGACCAGAUAAAAGCUGCCACAUACAGAUGGUUGACGCACAGUUCAGCUACACGUACGAAUACCAGGGGAAUGCAGCUAAGCUGGUGCACACUCCACUGACUGAUAAGUGCUACUUGACCCUGACCCAGGCCAUGAAGAUGGGCCUGGGGGGAAACCCCUACGGACCUGCUGGCACAGGAAAAACCGAGUCUGUCAAAGCUCUCGGAGGACUGUUUGGACGUCAAGUGCUGGUGUUUAACUGUGAUGAGGGUAUUGAUGUGAAGUCAAUGGGCAGAAUCUUUGUGGGUUUAGUGAAGUGUGGCGCAUGGGGCUGCUUCGAUGAGUUUAACCGUUUGGAGGAGGCAGUUCUGUCUGCAGUUUCCAUGCAAAUCCAGGCCAUCCAAGACUCUCUCAAGCACCACAAAAACACAUGUGAACUGCUGGGGAAGGAGGUCGACUUGGAUCCAAACUCUGGGGUCUUCAUCACACUGAACCCUGCAGGAAAAGGGUACGGAGGUCGACAGAAGCUUCCGGACAACUUAAAGCAGCUGUUCAGACCCGUGGCCAUGAGUAGACCAGAUAACGAGCUCAUCGCUGAGGUUAUCCUCUACUCUGAGGGCUUCAAAAGUGGUGCGAUACUGGGACAGAAGUUAGUGGCGAUCUUCAACCUUGCCAGGGAGCUGUUAACUCCCCAGCAACACUACGACUGGGGUCUGCGUGCUCUGAAGACGGUACUGAAGGCCUGUGGAAGUCUCCUGCAUCAGCAGCAGAGAAAAAGUCACAACAAGGACCAGAUCCAGGAGAGCGGUCUGGUUGUGCAGGCACUGAGACUGAACACCAUGUCGAAGCUGACAUUUGCUGAUUGCUCUCGAUUUGACUCCCUGGUCAAAGAUGUUUUCUCUGGCGUUAACUUCAUGGAGGUGGAGGAUCAGAUUCUCACCCAUGCACUGGAGCAGGUUUACAAAGAGGCUCGACUCGAGCUCAUACCCAGUCAGCUGAAGAAGGCCCUGGAAUUGAAUGAACAGUUACGGCAACGAAUGGGUGUGGUCAUCGUAGGACCCAGCGGAGCGGGGAAGUCUACGCUGUGGAAAAUGCUCCGGGCUGCUCUCACCAAGACGGGCAAAGUGCUGAAGCAGUACACAAUGAACCCCAAGGCCAUGCCCAGGCAACAGCUCCUUGGACAUAUAGACAUGGACACCAGAGAGUGGGCUGAUGGUGUUCUCACGCACAGCGCAAGGAAUGUGGUGAAAGAACAACACGAUGUGAGCUCGUGGAUUGUGUGUGACGGUGACAUUGACCCAGAGUGGAUCGAGAGUCUGAACUCCGUGCUGGAUGAUAAUCGACUGUUAACCAUGCCCAGUGGAGAACGCAUUCAGUUUGGACCCAAUGUUAAUUUCCUGUUUGAGACCCACGACCUCAGCUGUGCCUCACCGGCCACCAUCUCUCGCAUGGGCAUGAUCUUUCUCAGCGAUGAGGACAUUGAUGUCGCUGCCCUGGUGAAGUCAUGGUUGAGGAAUCAACCAGGGGAAAGUUGCAGCAACCUAGAAAACUGGCUGGGAGACUACUUCCAACGAGCACUGGACUGGGUCAACAAACAAAAUGAUUUUGUCGUGGAGACCAGUCUGGUGGGAACAGUAUUCAACGGUCUGUCUCACCUCAGCGCUGUGACGGAGCGAGGUCAAUUCAUUGUCGGACUCUUAAGGGGAUUGGGAGGAAAUCUCAACUUCAAAACACGACAGGAGUUCGCCAAAGAGCUGCUGAGCUGGGCGAGGGAGAAUCCACCAGACCCCCGCAAACCAUUAGACAUCACCUACGACCCUGACAGCGGCCACUUAGCAGCCUAUGUUUUCCACCGUCCUGAUGGUCUAACGCUGGAGCAGCUCUCUCACACACACACACUUCCUGUGGUAGAGACUGCAGACAUGCAGAGAGGUCUUCACUGUUUCUCCCCAUGGCUCACUGCUCAGCACAGACAGCCCUUCAUGGUGGUUGGGCCAGAGGGCUGUGGAAAAGGCAUGCUCCUGCGCUACGCCUUCUCUCGCCUGCGUUCCACUCAGGUGGCCGUGGUUCACUGCAGCGCUCAGACCUCAUCGCGCCAUGUCCUACAGAAGCUGGGUCAGACCUGCCUGCUGCUCAGCUCCAACACUGGUCGAGUGUUCCGACCAAAAGACUGUGAGAGCCUGGUCCUCUACCUGAAAGACAUCAACCUGCCCAAACCGGACAAAUGGGGAACUAGCAACCUGAUCGCCUUCCUGCAACAAGUCUUGACAUAUAAGGGGUUCUAUGAUGAAAAUCUGGAGUGGGUCAGCCUGGAGAACAUUCAAGUGGUAGCUUCUAUGUCAACAGGUGGUGCUGUUGGAAGCCAUUCCCUUACCUCUCGCUUUUCCUCUAUUGUGCGCAUUUGCACCAUUGACUACCCAGACAGAGAGCAGCUGCAGACUAUCUAUUCAGCAUACCUCCAACCAGUUCUCCAACACAGCCUGGGUGGCCAGGCAGCCUGGGCCAGCACUGGAAAAACGCACCAGCUGGCUGGUUCUCUCGUUCAGCUUUAUGAACAGGUAAAGGCCAAGUUUACAGUAGAUGACCACAGUCAUUACCUGUUCACCCCCUGUAUUCUGACAGAAUGGGUCCUCAGUCUGCUGCGAUAUGACCUCGCUGCAGCUCAGUCUAAUGUGACAGACAGUGUGUUGGAGGUGGUGGCCUACGAGGCCAGGAGGCUGUUCAGAGAUCGGCUGGUUUCCUCCAAAGAUCGCCACACCUUUGACAACUUCCUGUCUUCCAUUAUACGGGGAGACUGGAGCUCGGAUGUCUUAGACAACGUGACCGAUGGUUUCUAUGUCACAUGGGCGGCCUCAGAGGGAGCUGUGAUGGCUCCGGGCCAGUCACUACCUCCUCAUGGUAAACAACUGGGAUGUCUGGAUUCUGCUGACCUAAAAGAAAUCAUUCAGAAGGGCGUGACACUGUACAGCCGUGAUAACAGGGAGCUGGAUCUCCUCCUCUUCAGGGAGGUGUAUGACUUUGUGUCCCGCGUGGAUCGGGUCCUAAGCAGACCUGGUGGCUCUAUGCUGCUGGCGGGCCGCAGCGGAGUUGGGCGGCACACCGUGACGAGCCUGGUGUCGCACAUGCACGGAUACACAUUGUUCACACCCAAAAUGCCUCGCGGUUACUCUCUGAAGCAUUUCAGCAAUGAUCUCAAGACGGUGAUGCAGCUGGCAGGUCUGGAGGGUCAUCAGGUCGUUCUGCUGCUGGAAGAUUAUCAGUUUGUCCACCCAGCUUUCUUAGAGAUGGUCAACAGCCUGUUGUCAUCAGGUGAAGUUCCAGGCUUGUACUCACCAGAAGAGCUGGAGCCUCUUCUCUCCCCUCUGAAAGAUUCUGCCUCCCAGGAUGGAUUCAAUGAGCCGCUGUACAACUACUUCUCACACAGGAUCCAGCAGAACCUUCACAUUGUUCUCAUCAUGGAUUGCUCCAACUCUAACUUCACCAUCAACUGUGAGAGCAACCCAGCUUUCUACCGCAAGUGCUCAGUCCAGUGGAUGGAAGGAUGGACAGAGAGCAGCAUGAAGAAGAUCCCUGAGCUGCUUCUUGAAAGGACGAAUGGAGUAGGCGAGGAAAAUGUAAAAGAAAAAAAUACCAAGGAAGCAGAUUCUGGAUCUGGUCAGGCAGACUUGUGUCGACUGUUCCUAAUGGUCCAUGAGUCAUGUAGGGAACACGGAGCAACACCCAGUCAAUACAUGGCCUUUCUGCACAUUUACACUGCACUGCACAGCCGUAAGCAGAGCCAGCUGACAACAAGACAGCAGCAUUUACAGGCAGGUGUAUCCAAACUGAAUGAAGCUAAAGCGUUAGUUGAUGAGCUAAAGAGACGCGCUGCGGAGCAAAGUGCACUGUUGAAGACCAAACAGCAGGAGGCAGAUUCUGCUCUGCAGGAAAUCACUUCCUCUAUGCAGAAUGCUAGUGAUCAGAAGACAGAGAUGGAGAAGAUUAAAGGGAAGAUGGCUCAGGAAGUGUCAAAGAUUGAAGAGAGGAAAUCCAAAAUUGACGACGAGCUGAAGGAAGUACAGCCUCUGGUAGAUGAAGCAAAACGUGCUGUAGGAAACAUCAAGCCUGAGGCUCUGUCUGAGAUCAGGUCCCUGCGAAUGCCCCCUGAUGUCAUCAGGGACAUCCUGGAGGGGGUGCUGAGACUGAUGGGCAUCUUCGACACCUCUUGGGUUAGCAUGAAAAGCUUUCUGGCUAAACGCGGCGUAAGAGAGGACAUAGUUACUUUUGAAGCCAGCAACAUCACCCCGGAGAUUCGCCAGAGUGUGGAGGAGGUUCUCAACAGGAACAAAGCCUCCUUUGACCCCAAGAAUGCUAAGCGUGCGAGUGCAGCAGCUGCUCCACUGGCUGCGUGGGUCAAAGCCAACGUCCAGUACUCCCAUGUCUUGGAGAAGAUAGAGCCGUUGGAGAGAGAACAGGCUGCACUGCUAGAAAACUUGAGGAAAACAGAAAACAGGAAGAAUAAGCUGGAGGAUCAGUUAAACUCUGUGGGAGCCAAAGUCAGCGAGUUGAAGGAGAAGUUUCAGUGUCACACAGCAGAGGCGGCAAAGUUGGAGGCCGAGGUGACAAAAGCACAGGAAACCAUUUCUGCGGCACAACAGCUCAUAUCCCAACUGGAUGGAGAACACACUCGGUGGAACAUACAGAUGUCAGAGAUAAAGAAUGAGUUAGAUACACUCCCUAAGCGGGCUAUGCUCGCUGCAGCCUUCAUCACCUACCUGUCAGCAGCUCCUGAAGACCGUAGAAGACACUGUCUGGAGACAUGGAUGGACCAGUCUGGACUACAGAAGUUUGACCUGCGCACAUUCCUGUGCUCUGAGAGCGAGCAGCUGAUCUGGAAGAGCGAAGGGCUGCCCUCGGAUGACCUCUCCAUGGAGAACGCACUGGUCAUACUGCAGAUCAGUGAACUCAAAUUACAGAGUGUUGCCUGUCCGUUCCUGAUUGACCCGUCAUCCAGAGCUACAGAGUGGCUACGCACACACCUGAAACAGCACAGACUGGAGGUUAUCAACCAGCAGGACAGUAACUUCAUGACAUCCCUGGAGCUGGCUGUCAGGUUUGGAAAAACACUCAUCAUCCAGGAGAUGGAUGGAAUUGAACCUGUGCUUUACCCACUGUUGAGGAGAGACUUCAUUGCACAAGGCCCCAGAUACGUGGUUCAGAUCGGAGACAAGGUGAUAGACUACAACGAGGAUUUCCGUCUCUUCCUGGCGACAAGGAAUCCAAAUCCCUUCAUCCCACCUGAUGCUGUGUCCGUGGUUACAGAGGUGAACUUCACCACCACCAGGGCCGGCCUGAGAGGACAGCUCCUAGCCCUGACCAUCCAGCAGGAAAAGCCAGAACUGGAAACCGAGAAAACGAGACUCCUUCAACAAGAGGAAGACAAAAAAAUACAGCUGGCUCAGCUUGAAGAAUCACUGCUGGAGACUCUGGCCACAGCUCAGGGGAAUAUUCUGGAGAACAGGGAGCUCAUCGACAGUCUGAACCAAACCAAGGCAAGCAGUGCCCUCAUACAGGAGUCACUGCUGGAGUCGCACAGGCUGCAGGCUUCUUUGGACCAGGAGCGGGACGCCUACCUACCUCUGGCAGAGAGCGCGAGCAAAAUGUACUUUGUCAUCACCGACCUGUCAAGGAUCAACAACAUGUACCGCUUCAGCCUUGCUGCUUUCCUGCGCCUCUUCCAGAGGGCUCUCCAGGCCAAGAAGGAGGUCGAGAACACUGAGGCCAGGAUUGCCGCACUGGAGGCCAGCUUGAAGAGCAUGGUGUAUGAAUACGUCUGCCGGUCACUUUUCAAGGCUGAUCAGUUAAUGUUUGCCAUACACUUUGUCAAAGGCAUGUACCCCGAGCUCUUCCAGGAGAACGAAUGGGACGUCUUCACGGGGUCAGUUGUGGGAGAAGUAUUUAGGAAAGAAGAGUUCCCAUCUUGGAUUGACCCAGAGAGGCAUGGCGCAAUGGUCGUUUUUAAGACGACGUUCCCGUCUCUGUACCCGUCCCUGUGUUUGAGUGACUCAGACCUUUGGCUGUCCUUCUCACAAAGCUCACAGUGUGAACAGGAAAUCCCAUCAUCCAUUGCCAAGAAGCUUACUCCCUUCCAGCAGCUGUUACUGGUCCAGGCACUCAGACCAGACAGACUGCAGAGUGCUAUGACAGCGUUUGCCUCCCAGGCUCUCGGAAUGAAAGAGCUCUCGCCUCCUCCACUGAACCUGCGGCGCCUCUACUCAGAAACGGUCGAAUGGGAGCCGGUGCUGAUCAUCAUCUCUCCAGGGGCCGAUCCGUCCCAGGAACUUGCAGAGUUGGCCGCAGAGACAGUCGGCAGAGACAACUAUCACGAGAUCUCAAUGGGACAGGGACAGGCUGACGUGGCCUUAGCUACUCUACGAGAAUGUUCCCGGAAUGGAGAAUGGCUCUGCCUGAAAAACCUGCACUUAGUCACUGCGUGGCUGCCCAUUCUGGAAAAGGAGCUAAAUGUUCUGCAACCAAAAGUGGGUUUCCGUCUUUGGCUUACGGCAGAAGUUCAUCCCAAGUUCCCUUCGAUACUGCUGCAGUCCAGCCUCAAGAUCACCUAUGAGGCUCCUCCUGGGUUAAAGAGGAAUUUGCUCAGAACAUACGAGUCCUGGACUCCUGAACAGAUCAGUAAAGGUGGAAUCCUGACCAGAGCUCAGUCUCUGUUCUGUCUGGCUUGGUUCCAUGCUGUCUGCCAAGAAAGACGUAACUUCAUACCACAGGGUUGGACUAAAUUCUACGAGUUCUCUUUAUCGGAUCUGCGAGCUGGGUUUGAGAUCAUUGACAGGCUUUUUGAAGGUGGUAAACAGUUCCAGUGGGACUUCGUGCAUGGCCUGCUGGAGAAUGCCAUCUACGGCGGACGCAUCGACAACCCCUCGGACUUGCGUAUCUUGCGUUCGUACCUUGAGCAGUUCUUCUCAGCGCGCCUCCUCUCCGGCUCUCACUCAGCCGGUCAGAGAAGGGGCCUGGGAACGACGCGCGUCUUUCCAUCUCAGAUCAGCCUUCCUGGUUCUUGUAGUAUACUGGAUUAUCGCAGUGUCAUAGAAAAUCUUCCAGAAGAUGACAGACCAGCAUUUUUUGGAUUGCCGGCCAAUAUAGAGAGAUCAUCUCAGAGAAUCAUCAGCACCCAGGUGAUUUCACAGCUCCGUGUCCUGAGCCGCUCAGUGGCAGCUGGAUUAAAGUUUGACAGAGAGCUGUGGUCAAGCGGACUCUCACCUGUCCUCAACCUGUGGAAAAAACUCAAUCAGGGCUCCUCGCUGAUCCAUCAGAAGGUGGCCCCUCCUGCAGAAGGCCACGGGUCGCCAGUUUUAUCCUUCAUUGCUCUGGAACAGUUCAAUGCCGUACGUUUGGUGCAGAACAUCCACCAAUCCUUGGCUGCUCUGAGUAAAGUCAUCAGAGGGACACAGCUGCUCACUCCUGAAGUCCAAAAAUUGGCCAGUGCUCUGCUCAAUCAGGAGUGUCCUCUGAAGUGGCAGAACAAAUGGGAAGGACCCGAGGAGCCCAUGCAGUAUCUGAGAGCUGUGGUGACACGGGCCCUGGCCAUACAGAGUUGGGUGGAGCGCGGCAGCAGACAGGCCCUUCUGUCCGACACCUUAGAUCUGUCCGAGCUCUUCCACCCCGACACCUUCCUCAACGCCUUAAGACAGGAAACUGCGAGAUCCAUGGCGUGUUCUAUGGACAGUUUGGUGUUUGUCACAACAUGGAGAAGUCCAAUACCACAGGCCAAAGUACAAGUCAAGGUCGGCGGUCUGCAGUUGGAGGGAUGCAGCUUCGAUGGCGUCCAUCUUUGUGAGAAUCAACACAACUCCCCCAGCGUGUCGGCCGUGCCGCAGUGUCACAUGGCCUGGGUUCCAAAGCACUCCGCCGCAGACCUGGCGUCCUCAGAGGAGACGAUCUGGCUGCCUCUGUACAGCAGCUCAGAGAGACUGAAGGUGGUCACACACAUCUGUCUGCCCUGUGGACCACAGCCCAAUCAGUGGAUACAGGCAGGAGCUGCCCUCUUCCUCAAACAGCAGUGAGAAACACGUCAAGACGCGUCAGUGAGGCCGCAGAUUGCAAGUUAGUCAGAGAAAGACACACACAGACAGACACAGACAGACACACUGACAAAGUAAAUAAAGGACCCGAUGGUGAAAAAAGGAUCAAAUUAAAUAUUAGGAAGAGAACUGUACAUUCACUUUAAUAGUCAUGAAAAUGAAAUGUUGAACCAAAGUUGUUUUGUUACACCACUGUAUUUCAGGUUAUGUUAUUUAUUCAAAUUAAAAAGUCCGUGUCACACAGUCAAUCAUCAAAUCAAUCCUCUUUCAGACGUUUACAUUCCAAGUAUAUAUGUAUAUAUAUAUAUGUGUGUGUUUGUUUCAUUUGUUUACAUUUGAAUUUCGAUUUACAAUUGUUUUUCUAACAUUUUUCCUUCAUUCCUCAUAUUUUUAAUAUCUACAUUUUAAAAAAAAACCGAUUAAAGCACGAAAACAAAAUGUCUCUGCGACGUGACAGAUAACCCCCCAGAGAGUUGUUUCUUUAAGCAAAUCUAAAUAACCUGAAGCCAGUUCUCUACAGUACAAUUUGCAUCAACCGUCCUGAGCCUUCUGAGGACACUUCGCAUCCAAAUCUAAAAAUAAACAUUCAAAAUGUGGCUUUCAGUCCCUUCCCUGGAACUGUUCCCAGCGGUAAACCCUCCUUCCAUGCUAAUCUUCCUGCCCUGCAGAGUGAAGCACAGUCUUUUAUUUGCUUCUUUUUUUUUUCAAAAAUGUCCAUUCUCUCUGCAUUUUAAAUCUUCUUGAGAUUCUACAUUUUCCCUGAGCAACAAACUUCCAGAGGGGCGUCACACAGCCCGCGGACUCACCAAAACCCUCCAGCAACUUAGAUUAAUUUUCAAUUGUUUUGUUUUGUUCAUUCAUUAAUUGUACUAAUUCGCAUUAUUGUCUUAUACAGUAUUUUUUAGGUUCAAACCAAAAAGUACGUUUUGUAAAAUAUCAGGAUUUUAUACUGAUAUUUGAUCCUUUUUUUUUAUUUAGCGUCAUCGUCGCCCCCUAGUGAAAUGACACAAACGACAUUUAAUAAUAAAAAAAAAGUCUGCAAAAAAAAACAACAACAAGGGGAUAUAAUAAAUGUACACACCUGUCUACAACUUUUACACAGUAUUAUUCCUCACUGUGACACAUGUCCAAUACUCAUCUUUUCUGCACAUCUCGUUUCACACCAAACAUGCACCACAGGUAUGAAACACCUCCGUGUCACUCCUCACAGAAAAUGCUGCUUGUUGUUUUUCCUUCCAUCUCAUACAGGGCACACACACACACACACACACACACGGCGCCAUUAGCAAACACUCGGAUCGACCCUCACCUCUGUGUGAUUGGUUGUGGGCUGUGACUGACCACAGUCAGUGAAGCUGUGAUGGAUGAACACGGAGAUGAAGGAGCCAGGUGUGGAUGGGUGUUUUUUUUUUAAAGUAUGAAUCCAGAAAGGAGCUUC